UGAACAGAAAAGUGAAACUUGAAACAAUACGAGAAUUAAAUUUCCUGGCACUGUCAAAGAAUAAGAGCAUCCAGCAGACUAGCAUUUUAGCAUAGAGAAUCACUUACUAGCUAAUUUAUCCAUCUCUGAUUCCCCAACUUCAAUCAAUUAAUGGCUAACAAAGCAAGAGAACUAAUCUUCCUUGUCAGUCUAUUCACUUACCUUUUUUUAGUCAGCUCAUCGGCUCUAGAGGCAGACACAUUAGCGCAAGUUCGACAGCUAAAGGAUUCAGACUCAGAGCAUCUGGUCUCUGCGGGGGGGACUUUCAGGUUAGGAUUCUUUAGUCCCGGGACGUCCAGUAAUCGGUACCUAGGAAUAUGGUACAACCAGCCAGCAGAUGGAAGGGAAACUCAAAUUACAGAUAGAAAGGCUGUCUGGGUUGCCAAUCGAAACGCCCCAUUAUAUGAUAAAUCUGGGAUCCUAAUGAUAGAUGAAGUUGGCAAUUUGAAAAUUUCGCGUGGUGGAAGCAGUCCCUUUCUAUUAUCUUCUGCUCAAACAGAUGGUAAUUUGAGUGCUACGCUACUGGAUUCUGGUAAUUUUAUACUCAAGGAGCUGAGUUCAGAUGGUUCUACCAAGCAGAUUUUGUGGCAAAGCUUUGAUUAUCCGACAGACACACUUCUUCCAGGCAUGAAACUCGGAAUUAACUUCAAAACUGGGCACAACUGGUCACUAACUUCCUGGAUCACCAAUGAAGUUCCGGCCACUGGCUCUUUUACCUUGGGCGGAGACCCUAGUGGUGCAAGCCAAUUGAUCAUCUCGUGGCAAGGAAAGAGCUUUUGGAUCAGCGGGCUUUGGAGGAACCGUAGCAAGCAUUUCGAUCUAGCCCCAAAAUUGUCCCAUGAAUCUGACCACGAGUUUAGCUACACUAAAAAUGAGAAUGAGAGCUACUUCUCCUUUUCCGUGAAUAGAAACCACACAGUGUCCAGAUAUAUGAUUGCAUCUUCAGGUGAAAUCCUGCAGAGGUCAAUGGAAGCCCCUUUUGGGGGAUGUGGCUCAAGCAACUUCGAAUCUUUCUUGUUUUCACCAUCAUACAACCAUCCAGGUUGCAUGGGGAAGCACACAAAGCCAAAGUGCAGGGAAAAUUCUACCAUGGUACAGUCUAAGCGCGGCAAAACUUUCCCUAUAGGCAAAAUCAAGUUUGAUGAAUAUUACAAUCUUAGUCUUUAUGAUUGUGGUGCCAAGUGCUUCAACGAUUGUUCUUGUAUUGCAUUUGCUUCUGAUAACCAAAAGGCCAGUUGUGAGAUCUGGAGCGAAGGAUUGAGUUCCAAAAGCUACUCCCUUUCUCAUAAAGAAACGCGGCAGCUUUACUUAAUGGACAACUCUACCGAUAGUGAAGGGUGGCAGGUUCCAGGAUUCAUGUUAUUCAUGGUUCCACUGAUGAUUCUUUGCUUUGCCUUUAUCUCAAUCUUGGUUUUUCUCAUAGUGAAAGAAAUUAUGAGACCAAAAGGAGAUGAAGCAGGAGUAGAGAUGUUAUUAAAUGAGCUAGGGGCUAGUGGCAGAAAUAAAGAAGAAGGAAAGAAAAAACGUGAGUCGCAGUUUUUCAGCCUUGCAACAAUAGCACAAGCCACUAACAACUUUGAAGUUACAAAUAAACUUGGACAAGGUGGGUUUGGAUCCGUUUACAAGGGGAAAUUACCCAAUGGUCAAGAAAUAGCAGUAAAAAGGCUUUCAAGCAAUUCUGGGCAAGGACUGGUUGAGUUCAGAAAUGAAGCUGUUUUGAUUGCAAAACUGCAACACAGAAAUCUUGUUAGUCUUGAAGGUUGCUGCCUUGAGAAAGAAGAAAAGAUGCUAAUCUACGAGUACAUGCCGAAUAAAAGCUUGGAUUUCUUACUCUUUGAUCCUCAUCCGAAGAAUGUCUUGGAUUGGAAAACACGUUAUAACAUCAUCCAAGGUGUUGGUCAAGGCCUUCUUUACCUUCAUGAAUAUUCAAGAUUGAGAGUAAUACACAGAGAUCUCAAGGCUAGUAACAUAUUACUUGAUGAUGAAAUGAAUCCUAAAAUAUCAGAUUUUGGCAUGGCUAGAAUUUUCGGGCAUCACGACUCUCAAGCAAACACAAAUAGGAUAGUUGGAACAUAUGGUUAUAUGUCUCCAGAGUAUGCUAUGGAUGGCAUUUACUCAACAAAGUCAGAUAUUUUCAGUUUCGGAGUUCUGUUGCUGGAGAUUCUAAGUGGCAGGAAGAAUACUAGUUUCCAUCGUCUUAGUGGACCACUCAGCCUUAUAGGAUAUGCGUGGGAGCUGUGGAGGGAGGACAGAUCUUUGGAGCUAAUUGAUCCAUCAUUAGGUGACUCAUAUCCGAAUGAUGAAGUGAUGAGGUGCAUACAUGUGGGUCUCCUAUGUGUACAAGACAACCCAGUUGAUAGACCACCUAUUCUAGAUGCCUUAUCCAUGAUAUGCAGCGAAGGUAAUCAACUAGCUGUACCCAAACGACCAGCAUAUCACUAUGGCUGGAACAGGGAGGAGGGAGGUAUAGUAGAAUGUGACUCGGAGAAUUUUUCACCGAAUAAAGUAUCAGUUACAGAGAUGGAAAUGAAUGAACUUACCCUGUAUGGCCAACAAAAAAGGAAAAGAGAGGACAAUCAGCUGACCCCAUGUGGUUCCAUUGCUAAUGAUAUUUCAGCUGUUGGCCUUGCACUAAUGUGGCUAUUUUGUUUUGAGAAGAUGAUGAUUCAAAUGAUUCAACUUGUUUUCACACCUAAAGAGCUUUUAAACGAAAUUGCUAAUGGCAAAAAUGAGCUUGAUGUUGAAGUAGAAUUAGAACAGGGACACGAAGAAAAAGAAGAAGAAGAAGAAGAAGAAAUCAAAGAGGGUUUUGUCAUUGUAGCUGUUGUUAGAAACGCCAUCACUAAACGUGAUGAUCUGUUUAGAAGGAAAAAGGUUGGAAUUAAACAGAUUUUGGUGGACGAUAAACAUUGUUUGUCAUCGUUUCCUCCGUGCCAAAGGAAAAUCAGUACCCAAGCUAGUGACACCUUCCUGUCCCCCAACUUCAAUCAAUUAAUGGCUAACAAAGGAAGAGAACUAAUCUUCCUUAUCAGUCUAUUCACUUACCUUUUUUUAGUCAGCUCAUCGGCUCUAGAGACAGACACAUUAGCGCAAGGUCGACAGCUGAAGGAUUCAGACUCAGAGUAUCUGGUCUCUGCUGGGGGGACUUUCAGGUUAGGAUUCUUUAGUCCCGGGACGUCCAGUAAUCGGUACCUAGGAAUAUGGUACAACCAGCAAGCAGAUGGAAGGGAAACUCAAAUUACAGAUAGAAAGGCUGUCUGGGUUGCCAAUCGAAACGCCCCAUUAUAUGAUAAAUCUGGGAUCCUAAUGAUAGAUGAAGUUGGCAAUUUGAAAAUUUCGCAUGGUGGAGGCAGUCCCUUUCUAUUAUCUUCUGCUCAAACAGAUGGUAAUUUAAGUGCUACGCUACUCGAUUCUGGUAAUUUUAUACUCAAGGAGCUGAGUUCAGAUGGUUCUACCAAGCAGAUUUUGUGGCAAAGCUUUGAUUAUCCGACAGACACACUUCUUCCAGGCAUGAAACUCGGAAUUAACUUCAAAACUGGGCACAACUGGUCACUAACUUCCUGGAUCAGCAAUGAAGUUCCUGCCACUGGCUCUUUUACCUUGGGCGGAGACCCUAGUGGUGCAAGCCAAUUGAUCAUCUCGUGGCAAGGAAAGAGCUUUUGGAUCAGCGGGCUUUGGCGGAACCGUAGCAAGCAUUUCGACCUAGCCCCAAAAUUGUCCUAUGAAUCUGACCACGAGUUUAGCUACACUAAAAAUGAGAAUGAGAGCUACUUCUCCUUUUCCGUGAAUAGAAACCACACAAUGUCAAGAUAUAUGAUUGCAUCUUCAGGUGAAGUCCUGGAGAGGUCAAUGGAAGCCCCUUUUGGGGGAUGUGGCUUUAGCUACUCAGAAUCUCUCAUGUUUUCACCAUCAUACAACCGUCCCGGUUGCAUGGGGCAGCAAACAAUGCCAGGGUGCAGGAAAGAUUUUUCCAUGAGACGGUUUAAGCGCAGCAAAACGUUCCCUAAAGACAAAUUCAAGUAUGAUGAAUACUACAAUCUUAGUCUUUAUGAUUGUGGUGCCAAGUGCUUCAGGGAUUGUUCUUGUAUUGCAUUUGCUUCUGAUAACCAAACGGCCAGUUGUGAGAUCUGGAGCAAAGGAUUGAGCUCCAAAAGCUACUCCCUUUCUCAUAAAGAAACGCGGCAGCUUUACUUAAUGGACAAUCCCACUAGAGAUGAAGCAGAAGUAGAGAUGUUAUUAAAUGAGCUAGGGGCUAGCGGCAGAAAUAAGGAGGAAGGAAAAAAAAAACGUGAGUUACAGUUUUUCAGCCUUGCAACAAUAGCACAUGCCACGAACAACUUUGCAGCUACAAAUAAACUUGGACAAGGUGGGUUUGGAUCCGUUUACAAGGGGAAAUUACCCGAUGGUCAAGAAAUAGCAGUAAAGAGGCUUUCAAGCAAUUCUGGGCAAGGACUGGUUGAGUUCAGAAAUGAAGCUGUUUUAAUAGCUAAACUGCAACACAGAAAUCUUGUUAGUCUUGAAGGUUGCUGCCUUGAGAAAGAAGAAAAGAUGCUAAUCUACGAGUACAUGCCGAAUAAAAGCUUGGAUUUCUUCCUCUUUGAUCCUCAACAGAAGAAUGUUUUGGAUUGGAAAACACGUUAUAACAUCAUCCAAGGUGUUGGUCAAGGCCUUCUUUACCUUCACGAAUAUUCAAGAUUGAGAGUAAUACACAGAGAUCUCAAGGCUAGUAACAUAUUACUUGAUGAUGAAAUGAAUCCUAAAAUAUCAGAUUUUGGCAUGGCUAGAAUUUUUGGGCAUCACGAGUCUGAAGCAAACACAAAUAGGAUAGUUGGAACAUAUGGUUAUAUGUCUCCGGAGUAUGCUAUGGAUGGCAUUUACUCAACAAAAUCAGAUAUUUUCAGUUUCGGAGUUCUGUUGCUGGAGAUUCUAAGUGGCAGGAAGAAUACUAGUUUCCAUCGUCUUAGUGGACCACUCAGCCUUAUAGGAUAUGCAUGGGAGCUAUGGAGGGAGGACAGAUCUUUGGAGCUGAUUGAUCCAUCAUUAGGUGACUCAUAUCCGAAUGAUGAAGCGAUGAGAUGCAUACAUGUGGGUCUCCUAUGUGUACAAGACAAUCCAGUUGACAGACCAGCUGUUAUAGAUGCCUUAUCCAUGAUAUACAGUGAAGGUAAUCAACUAGCCAUACCCAAAGGACUAGCAUAUCACUAUGGCUGGAACAGGGAGGAGGCAGGUAGAGUAGAAUGUGACUUGGAGAAUUUUUCACCGAAUGAAGUAUCAAUUACAGAGAUGGAAGCCCGAUGAGAAAGAGCAACUUUGUUAAACCAACGAGACUCAGUUGCAGCAUUCUCAGAAACUAAUUAAAAGAUUAUAAAUGUGUUUCUGUCUUUCAUAAUAUUGUUUGCUACAACGAGAUGAAUGAACUUACCCUGAAUGGGCAGCAAAAAAAGGGAAAAGAGAGGACAAUCAGCUGACCCCGUAAAUGAUAUUCCUUAGGGAACAAAUUGUCAGACAUAAUGGUGACUCAUAGGUGACCGAUGUGGUUCAACUGCUGAUGAUGUUUCAGCUGUUGGCCUUGCCCUAAUGUGGCUGUUUUGGUAAGGAAACACGAAAGGCUGAAGAUAAUUCUUGCUCUGCUUGCCAUUAAAGAACAGUGGAGCUUAGGCUCAUGUCUUUUUAAUGUAUACUACAAUUUGAUAGUUAUAUUAACAGUACUUUCCUGUUUGUCAACCUUUAUAGCUAGCAAAAAUGGUUAGGAUAUUUUGAAGUUUUGAAACGAUGAUGAUUCAAAUGAUACAACUUUUUUUCACACCUAAAGAGCUUUGAAAAGAAAUUGCUAAUAGCAAAAAUGGUUUUUUUAGGAUAGUUUGAAGUUUGGAGAUGAUGAUGAUCUAGCUCCAUUUUUUACUGCUUUUGGGAUGAAGUGGCUUAGAACAAAAUUUAACAAUCCAAUUAAAUAUACAAUUUUCCAAUUGUAGGGAGUCUAUAAUUUACAUAAUUUAUUUUGCUUAAUUUUAUCUGAUCAGAUGCUUGUUAAUUUGCCAUACCUGCUAACGACCUUGACCUACAUUUAAAUUUUUUUUUUAUAAAUUCAUGCUGAUGUAUUUUAAUGUCACUUUAUUAUAGUUAUUUAAUUCUGCAUGAAUUUAAUAGUUUGAAUUUCUCUAUUUUCUAAGUUGUGCAAUUUUAUCAACGUACAUUUAAUUUUAAAACAAAUUUAUUACUAAUAAUUUUAGAAUAAAUUCAA
This is a messenger RNA of Durio zibethinus, 6280 nucleotides long. The record is from RefSeq and is a predicted model, not a curated record. Lineage: Eukaryota; Viridiplantae; Streptophyta; Magnoliopsida; Malvales; Malvaceae.